CAAAGAUGGAUCUGCAUAUCUCAGUUUUUCUUCUGUCCGUUCUCUUCACUGCAGGACACUCUUUCAGCUGUUAUGAGUGUAUGGGUCUGACGGGUUCUUGUUCGGAUCAAAAGAUAAAAUCAUGUCCCAGUGGAUUCUCCAAGUGCAUGAGUUCAACAACAGUAACAAAUGUUGGUGAAAUCAGUUUUAAAGUGAAGCUUAAAGAUUGUGCUCCUGACUGUGCAAGUGGAUCCAUGAACAUCGGCCUUGGAAAGAUGUCUUUUUUGUGCUGUAACACAGACCUGUGUAACGUCAGGGAUGCUCCAGAUCCCUCUACUGUAGCCAACGGAAAGAAAUGUUACUAUUGUGAUGGACAGAGCUGCUCAAACCCAUUGAGUUGUUCAGGGAGUGAAGACCGCUGCUUUACAGCAACAGGGAUUUUCGAGGGUCUGUCAAAAGUUGUAAAAGGCUGUGUUUCUAAAUCUGUUUGUGAUGCUUCUGCAUCAGUUGGUGAUGUUCAGGGUGUCUCAUGUUGUUCAGGGAACCUGUGUAACAGUGCUAAUGGUGUCACUCAGAGCUUCCUGUUCCUCUGCUGUUCUCUGCUCUCCUUCAUCCUGCUGCACUGAAUCCAGCAGAUCUGCACAUUCUACAAUCAGACACUGUACUGAAUAUAGAGCUUGUGUUUUCUCUGUACUAUGUAUCUUUGGUGUGUUUUGAUUUAGAUGUGACAUUCUAAGAAUCAAAAUACUACAUUAAUACAGUCUUUUAUGCUGUAAAAAGUCAUUAAGUCAUGUUUUAUGUUUUAAUUCUUAAAAUAAAAAAAUGAAUAAAAA
Molecule: messenger RNA, 812 nt
Organism: Carassius gibelio (silver crucian carp)
Lineage: Eukaryota; Metazoa; Chordata; Actinopteri; Cypriniformes; Cyprinidae
Product: prostate stem cell antigen-like
Exons: 5
Coding region: 6-605 (199 amino acids)
Source: RefSeq, a predicted model, not a curated record